UUGAAUAAAAGCCUUUUAGAAGCAGCGGCUGUUACGAGAGUGCAGUUCGAUACGAACAAAAGCAACAAGUAACAAUACCUGCAUUGUACACGAAACGAGACCGCGGGUCAAGCUCGUUUUCUUUGGAACUUGAUUCCCUUCCGCGGCGCGUUGGCGCAAGGAGACCAUAGAGACGGCCCGGUUGUUGGGGAGAGCAACGUCCCCGCUUUUGACCGAAGAACCCAGGCGGAGUGAUCUCGAAAUUUGGGCGCACACAGCCGCUUAGCUGCGGGAAGAGCGAGCCGACAAACGGACGAGUGAAUAAGAAGACGGCGAUUGGCGUAAUUUAUCUACGCAGAGAAUUUAAUAGCUCCUUUAAUCUCAAAUAAAAAAAUGGCUGAUCAGCUAACCGAGGAACAGAUUGCAGAGUUCAAGGAGGCGUUCUCACUUUUUGACAAAGAUGGUGAUGGUACCAUUACCACCAAAGAGUUGGGCACAGUCAUGCGAUCUUUGGGCCAGAACCCUACAGAGGCAGAGCUUCAGGACAUGAUUAAUGAAGUUGAUGCUGAUGGUAACGGAACAAUUGAUUUCCCCGAGUUCCUCACCAUGAUGGCAAGGAAGAUGAAGGACACAGACAGUGAGGAGGAAAUUAGAGAAGCCUUCAGAGUUUUUGACAAGGAUGGAAAUGGCUACAUCAGUGCUGCAGAGUUGCGUCAUGUCAUGACAAACUUGGGUGAAAAGUUGACAGAUGAGGAGGUAGACGAGAUGAUCCGAGAGGCAGAUAUUGAUGGUGAUGGCCAGGUCAAUUAUGAAGAGUUUGUCCAGAUGAUGACUGCAAAGUAAAACUGGAAAUCCAAAGGACUACAGCAGACCAAACAGUGGGCAGCACUCUCACUGUCAGCGUUCAACAAGCAUUCACAACCAUUCUCCUACUGCUUUCCAUUAGUUCUUUUCUCUCCUCUUUCCUUCAGUUGAACCUCCUCUGCUUUGCCUGUUUUUAUAGAGAACCUUUCAAAUUGUCAACUCAUUUUCCUUGUCUUCUCCCCAUUCUAUGGUUAUAAUUAUUAUUAUUAUUAUUAUUAUUAUUAUAAUUAUUAUUGGUUUUCAGGAAAAAAAAUAAUGAACUAUUUACAUACAUGCUAAGUUAUGAAACUUACAUAUGAUGGUGAUGAUGUAAUACAUGUAUCUAUUUUAAAGAUUAUAUAACAUACUAUAUGGCCAAGAGCAAUGCAUGCUUUAUUUCGUUUGGCAUGUUUCUGUGCUUCUCUGCUUGCCUCUUUUUCUAACUUGCUAGCUCUCCUUUAAUUGCAUGUUUUUCAUGCAACCUCUGCUCAGUGGUCUUAGAACUGUAUGGUGAACAACCAUUCAUGGAUAUCAGGGGCUUCUAAUGACAAAAAAUGGUCCAAAAAUGUCCACGUACUGUUAGUCUAAUAGCUACAGCUGCAGUUUUGGAUUGGGUCUGUAGAAACUACCCAGAAGAGAUGCUUUAAAGUUGAGGAAAUGUUCUGUUGAAGAUGGUAUGACCGAGGGUAGGUCAGAAAUUAAUAGGGGACCAACGAAUGCUAGGACUUAUACUGCUUCUUUACAUGUCUUAAGGAGGAGGAAGGUGGAUAUUAACAACGGGCUUUUAGUCCUAAUCGCAAGCCUGCAUUUCCAAGAUUCUUAAAAAAAUAAAAGCCCUGUUAGUCCUGUCCCAAGCAAAUGCCAUCAAUCUGUUGUAGACUAGAGAGGUUUAGUGGGUCUUACCAGAGAGGGUUUCCCAGCUGUCCAGCUGUUUUUCUACAGACCGAAUUUAGUUGUUUGGAGAGCUUGUGGUGUGAAGUUUCGUACUGAAGAUGUAGAAUAAUUUUCAUGUUAACAUAUGGUCUUAUAUUUUGAUGCUGCACUGUGUCCAACCAUGUCAUGUAGCUUACUCAGUGGACCAUUUCUGGAUUUGGAGUGGGGGAUAAUCAAACUUGUGUUUAAGCCGUGCUCAUGGUUCUUCCUGCAGGGAAGUAUGUUUGUGUGAUCCUGUCUCUCUGAAGAAGGGCUUGAAAGUAGUACAGUAUUGGUUGUGUUCGCAGGUAGGAUUGCAUUUGCUCUCUUUCUGUCCAGCAUCAUUCAUAAAGUUUAGUAAAGUGGCAAGUGCUUCUCUCAACCAUGUUACAGGUUUAGAGGCUGUAUCACUUGCUAAAUGUGUUCAGAAUUGGCAUCAGACAGUUAUAAGCAAAUGUUUUGUGUAGAUUCGAGUGUACUACAGGGGGUCACAUGGACAGUAUGUGCAGGAAGAACCAUGAACUAUGCUUCAAUGUUGCAUCCUCUAUACUACAUUGUUUUCUACUUAUGAAUGUAUUUUUUUUAUGUCACUUAACUGUCUUGUUAUAAGGGCUGGUUUCCUAGAGAGAACAUAAGCUGUGGACUGAAAAGGAAUUUCAAUAAAGAGCCUCUGGUUUAGUCCUGCACUAGGCUUAAUCUCUGGAAAGGCACCCCUUUUUUCUGCUCAUAAUAUCAUGUAGGGAAAGUUAAGUUAUGCGUUCCAUUGCAGAACUGUUAUUCUUGCUAAAUAAACUUCUGGGACUUGUGUUUCUACA
This is a messenger RNA of Pygocentrus nattereri (red-bellied piranha), 2549 nucleotides long. It is a transcript of the gene calm3b, whose product is annotated as calmodulin 3b (phosphorylase kinase, delta). The coding region runs from base 373 to 822 and encodes 149 amino acids. NCBI's taxonomy places the organism in Eukaryota, Metazoa, Chordata, Actinopteri, Characiformes, Serrasalmidae. The transcript has 6 exons. The record is from RefSeq and is a predicted model, not a curated record. Gene Ontology annotation, molecular function: calcium ion binding.